AUGUCACGAAUAAGAAGACUUUCUAUUCGUGGUAUUCGUAAUUUUGGCGAUGACAACGAUGAAGCUUUGAUUCGAUUUUCUCGGCCUUUGACUCUUAUUCUUGGUCCAAAUGGCACUGGAAAAACAACAAUUAUUGAAGCUCUCAAAUUUGCUACAUGUGGUGAAUUUCCACCCGGUUCUGAUCGAGGAAAAUUUUUUAUUCAUGAUCCAACUUUAUCGAAGACUUCAUCGGUUCGAGGUGUUGUAAGGGCUGAAAUAAUUGAUGCAACAGGUAACCUCUACACAAUAUGUAGAGUAAUUGAAUCUACAAAAACAAAUGUUUCAAUGAAAUUUAAAACUCUUGACAGUGCUUUAAGCAGAGUAAAUAAAGAUACAAAAGAGGUGGUAUCAAUAACUAACAGGUGCGCCAAUGUUGAUACGGAACUUACAUUGGCAUUAGGUGUUUCAAAACCCAUUUUGGACUAUGUCAUUUUUUGUCAUCAAGAAGACCUUAGUUGGCCUUUUCAAGAUGGUAAAAAAUUAAAAGAAAAAUUUGAUGAAAUUUUUGAUAGUGCUAAGUUUAACAAAGCACUUGAAAGCAUUAUGAAGUAUAGUAAAGAGUUACAACAAAGAGUAAAUAUAUUGAAAGAGCAGAAGCAAAACUGUCAACUUAUUGUUACUGAAGUAGAAGACAAAGAAACAAAGCUUGAUGAUCACAAAAAACGAUUGGAAAAUUCUAAGGCCAAGAUUCAGAAACUUGAUAAAGAAUUAGAACCUGUGAAUUUGAAAAUUAAAGAACUGGAAAAAUUAGAUACUGAUUAUAAGGACUUAAUAUGUGAAGAAAAGAAGAAAAAAGCAGAGUAUGAUAUGUCCAACCAACAACUGAACAGAUUAAAAGAAGAUAUGCCAUAUGUAUUUAAAGGAACAACAGAAGAAUUAUUAAGACAGAUAGAAUCAUAUAAUGAAGGAUUAAUAGGAAAAUGUAGUGACAUAGAAGAGUGUGAAGAGAGAUUAAAAGCUAUUGGUGGAGAAGAGUCUACAAUAUCAAAUAUCUUAGCUAAUGAAAGAGUAACCAAUGGUUCUUUAAGGCAACAAAUUAAAGAUCAACAGAAAAAAGUUGCUUUUCGUAAUAAAAUAUUAAAUGAGACAUUAUCUGCUUGGAAUCUUGAUACUGCAGAUUCAAAUAUUUCAGAAAUAGAAGUAAUAGCCCUUUCUAAAAGGCUAGAAGAAAAGAUGAGAGAAUUAGAACAUAAAGUAGAAGAGAAUAGGAUAAAAAGGGAGCAAGAAGAAAAAGAAUUGCAAAAAACAGUUGAUACUUCACGCAGUGAAUAUUCAAAAGUAGAAUCAGAAAAGAAUCUUAAAGAAAAUGAAAUAACUGAAGCAAGGGAAGAAAUUAAUAAAAUAAAAUUGGAGAUUAUGCAGCUUGGAACAACAACAAAUAAAUUACAUUCUAUUGAAUCAAAAAUAGAGGAAGUAAAGAUUACAAUUCAACAGUUGAAUGAAACAAUGGAUGCAGAUGCUGUCAAGAAAGAAAUUAUUGACAAUAUUAAGUUACGAAAUGAAAUGGAAAUGAAUCUAAAUAUAGUUGAUGAAGAAAUAGCUUCAUUAUUGAAACAAAACUCAUUACAAUCUGAAUUAGAACUAAAUAAGUCUACAUUACUUUCAAAAGAAGAAGAAAUACAAAAAUUGAAAAGUAAAUAUGAAGAAGCAAUAAUGAAUUUGUUAGACAUUAAAGAAUUAUCUCAAACCAAACUAAAAAGUAAUUUAGACGUGAUUCAGGAAGAAUUGGUAAAUGAAAUAGAGUCUAUUAAUAGAAAAAUUCAGAUAGAAGAACAUCAGUUAACUACAUUAGAAACAACAAUAUCACACAAUGAACGUGAACUCCAGAAAAAAAGAAAAGAAAUAGAUUUGGAUAAAGAAAAAAUUUCAUCCAUAUGUGAUUAUAAAAAUUUUGACGAAGCUUUAUUGUUACAAUCAAAAAUGGUAAAGGACCUCCAAGAUAAAAGGGGAAUGUACGCUCAUAAAGGUGCGGCUUAUAAAGAAUAUAUGAAGGAAUUAAAAGAAACGAAUCCUUGUUGUCCUUUGUGUCAUAGAAGUUUUGAUGAACGCGAAACCGUUGUAAAAUUAUUAAAAGAAAUGGAAAAUGAAAUGAAAAAUCAUCCAAACUGUUUAAAAGAAUGUGAAAAAGAAUUAAAGAUACAACGAGAAAAGUAUGAUAAGAUGUUGCAAUUAAAACCAAUAGUUGAAAAAAUAAUGCAUUUUGAACAAAUUGAAUUGGAAAAAUUAAAGAAUCAUUUACAAAAGUCUGAAAAUAGAUUGCGUAAAUCUCGAUCAAUAGAAAUGGAGUUAAAACAAAAGAAGUUGGAUCCUGAAAAUAAAUUAACGAUGUGCAAAGAUAUAAUAGGCGUUAUUAUACUGUGGGAUAGAUACAUCGACGAAAUUAUUGAACUUAAACAAAUAGUUGAUAAUUUUCAAACUCGCAUGAUUGCUGCAGGUAUUAAAACAGGACGUAGUCUUGGAGAAGCUCAAACUCAAAGAGACAAUCUAAAAAUGUCUUUAAAAAAUAUUCGUGAUGACCUUGAAAAGUUACAAUCUAGAUUAAACACACAUAAUGAAAAAAUACAUAAUGCUCGGCAAGAACAGAAUGCGUUACAUGAGGAGCAGUUAAAAAUACGAACAGGCAUGCAAAAAUUAAAAGAAUUAAAGGAUAGGCAGGAAGCUUUGUACUCAAAAGAAAUUUCUCUUGGAAAAUUGGUUAAUACAUUAAGACAAAAAGUGACUGCAGCAGAAAGUGAAUUAAAUUCAAAAAUUGAUAAAUUGGAAAGAAAGAAGAAAGAUAAUAGGGAAAAAUUGGAAAUGGAUAUAAAAUUGUUAGCAGAAGGAACUAGACGCUUAUCUGAAUUGCAAAAAGUACAAGAUGAAGUUGACGCCUUUGUGUACUCUAAAAUUCCCGAGUUUUUAGAAUGUUCUGAAAUGAAAAUAAAAAACUAUGAAAAAUCACUUAAUGAACUGCUUCACCAAAAAAAUGACAUAGAAACAACAAUUAAUAAAUUAAAAGAAGAAAUUAGUCGUCAAGAAGUUCGAAAAAGGGAAUUAUCGGACAAUCUUACAUUGCGAAAAGUCCAAGAAACAACUAACAGUUUACAGCAACAAUGUUUAAAUUUAAAAGAAAGAUUGAACGUUAUAAAUUAUUCACAAGUAAUUCAAGAAAGGCAAAAUUUAUUAAAUCAAGAACAAACUUUACUUCGUCAGAAAAACAUAGUUAAAGGUAACCAAGAAGAAUUAGAAAAAGCAGUGCAGCAGUAUACGCAUGAAUUAAAAAGGGAACAGUACAGACAAGCUCGUAAAAGUUACAAAAACAAAUGCAUUGAAUUAACGGUUGUUGAAGAAGCCAUAUUAAAUUUAAAAGCAUAUAGCAGAGUGUUAGAUACUGCUAUGAUAGAAUAUCAUGAAGAACGUAUGGCGACUGUUAAUAGAAUUAUGAAACAAAUGUGGAGACUUGUAUAUACUGGAACAGAUACGUCGUCUAUAGAAAUUCGUACAGAUGCUACCCAAGGUAUAGGCAGUGCAAGAAGAACAUAUAAUUACAAAUUAGUUCAAACAAAACAUGGUCAUGAAAUGGAUAUGAAAGGUCGCUGUAGUGCUGGUCAAAAAGUUUUAGCAUCGAUAAUUAUAAGACUGGCUUUAGCAGAAACAUUCUGUAAGGACUGCGGAAUUCUUGCAUUGGAUGAACCAACAACAAACUUAGAUCAAGAAAAUGCAGACAGCCUAGCAAAUGCUUUGGCUAAGGUUGUUAAAUUGCGAUCACAACAUCAGAAAAAUUUUCAACUAAUUGUAAUUAGUCAUGAUGAAAAAUUUGUAUUUAAGUUAGCUGAAUUAAGCAGUAAUAAAGGAUUUUAUCAACUUUAUCGUAAAAAUACCGGUUACACGGCAAUUAGACAUUGUCUAGUAGAAAAUCAAGAUCAUUUUGCAUCAGGUGAUAUAAAAGAAGAAGCAUCAUCUGAUGAAGAGAUUAAUGAAUAUUCCAAGUCGCGAAAUAAAGUACAAUCAGAAAUAGGUGCACAAGGAAAAACAUAUAAUGACCAAACGCGUCAGAAAAAAAGGCAAGUUUCGGAUACAGAUAAUGAGGAUCAUACUGAAAAUAGAGCAUCAAAAAAAAGAUACGUUUUUCAAUAA
Messenger RNA from Habropoda laboriosa, 4155 nucleotides. It is a transcript of the gene rad50, whose product is annotated as DNA repair protein RAD50. The transcript has 17 exons. Gene Ontology annotation, cellular component: nucleus; condensed nuclear chromosome; Mre11 complex. Gene Ontology annotation, biological process: telomere maintenance via recombination; chromosome organization involved in meiotic cell cycle; double-strand break repair. Bases 1 to 4155 code for a protein of 1384 amino acids. Lineage: Eukaryota; Metazoa; Arthropoda; Insecta; Hymenoptera; Apidae. Gene Ontology annotation, molecular function: double-stranded telomeric DNA binding; ATP hydrolysis activity; G-quadruplex DNA binding. The record is from RefSeq and is a predicted model, not a curated record.